This is a messenger RNA of Penicillium olsonii, 2403 nucleotides long. The record is from the annotation of a GenBank genome assembly. Lineage: Eukaryota; Fungi; Ascomycota; Eurotiomycetes; Eurotiales; Aspergillaceae.
AUGUCGAGUGACCAAAAGCAACUCCGUGUCAUUAUAGUUGGCGGAUCAGUUGCCGGUCUGACCCUUGCGCACUGUUUGUUGAAGAGCAAUAUCGACUUUGUGGUUCUGGAAUCGAAUUGCGAUAUUGCACCACCAGUUGGCGCUUCUAUAGGAAUUCUUCCCAAUGGAGCCCGCAUUCUCGACCAACUCGGUUUAUUCGAUGCCAUUCUUGACGCAACGGAGCCCAUGCAAACGUCCUAUUCCUGGUCCGGUGCUGGUAAGCUCAUAUGCAAAACUGACUCUCCUCAGGUCAUACAUGAAAGGCAUGGUUUUGCUGUCUCCUUCCUGGACCGCCAGACAUUGUUGGAAAUACUUUCCAAGGACUUGAAACUCGGAGAUCAAAUUCAGACAAACAAGAGAGUGACAAAGGUAGAGCAUCUGCCUGAAAAAGUCCGUGUUCACUGCACGGACCAGUCUGUAUUUGAAGGUGAUAUAGUUGUGGGAGCCGACGGUGUCAGAAGCACAAUUCGACAGGAGAUGUGGCGGCACAUGGACUCCAUCAUCCCUGGACAGGCGAGGGAAGAUCGUGCUCUUAUGUCCUCCGAGUAUGCAUGCGUGUUCGGAAUUUCCACCGCAACGCCGGGGCUUAUUCCUGGGCAGAGUCACCGCACAUUUGCGACUGAUUACUCUACAUUGACGAUCGUAGGGAAAGAGGGCCGAGUGUUUUGGUUUCUUUUCACCAAGAUGGACAAAACCUGCUCUGCCUCUGAUAUCCCGAGAUUCAAAAAUGAAGACAUGGAGAAACACAUGGAGAAAUACCUGGAUGUACCCAUCACUGAUACCGUGCCUCUUUCGGCCGUGUAUAAGAAUCAAGUGAGCAAGAACUUUUUGGCGCUCGAAGAGGCCUUUUAUGCAAAUUGGUGCAACGAUCGAUUUGUUUGCAUCGGCGAUUCCAUCCACAAGAUGACCCCGAACAUGGGACAAGGAGGCAAUAGCGCUAUCGAAAGCGCCGCUUCACUUGCGAACUAUCUUACAAAUUUGACUGAAAAAUCAUCGAUUGGGCUAUCGGACAUCAAGAACUGUCUUAUGAAAUGGCAAGACUCUCGUCGACCAAGAGCUCAAACAGUCUCUGCGGCGGCAAAUGGUCUCACUCGGCUGGAAAGUGGUGCAACCCUCAAAGACAGAAUCAUUGCGCAGCACCUCUUACCCUAUAUGAGCCAGUAUCUCAUUGACAAAAUGUCUGACUCGCUGAUGGGUGCUGAAAAGCUAGACUCGAUUCCGCUCCCAACCAGAGCAUCCCAAUGUCCUAUGCCCCUCCACCUUCGGUCGACGGUGAGUGAUGACACUAAAUACUCUGGCCGUGCUCUUUGGACCGCGCCGCUUCUUGGGUGCUAUGUUGCAGCAAACAUCACCAUGGGUGGUGUACUCGGGAAGACGAUUCCCUUCCUGGGGUCUAUCUUGAGACAGGGUACCUGGACGGCCAGCAAUGGAGAAACUGUUAGUUUGACCAGGCCUAUAUACCACAUCCCUCUUCUAGACAACACAUUUGGUCGUCUCAUUACCUGCUUCCUGCCUUCGAUCAGCGGGUCUGAUCCACGAUCAUAUGCGCAAAUGUUCUCUUUCAUGGCUGACAUUGGGCCUGUGUAUGGAAUCUGGCUACUCGAGAGUUAUCGCAAGGGGAGUUCUGGCUUUGACGCCUUGCUACCGAUACUUGCAGGGACCGCGUUCCAAUUGAAAGGAAUCGGUAAAUUUGCCCCGUUAUACUAUGCAAUUGAGUAUAUCCGCAAGCCUCUUUCGAGCAUGCUUCACGCCGACAAUCGCGACAUGAAGAUGACUGCUCUGGCAUCUCUUUUGCCUGCUACCCUGGCUGGAUAUUACCUUCCAACAUUCGCCAAUUUCUUCGCUUCAACUCUCGAAUCACGUCGAUCAUGGAACGCAGCAUGGCAAUUGUUCCCGGUAGUUGUUCCCCUACUACAGCUGCCGUUCCGUAUCAUGGCCAAACCUCAAUCCCCUACAGUCCUCGAGGAAUCGAAGCAGCAGCGCCAAAAGAAUAUGUUCGUCAUCCGCUGUACAUACGGCGCACUCGCAAUGAUUUCGGGCUUGAGCUUCCUCUAUGCCCGAUUCUCGGCUCCGGCGGGCACAUCUCUGGCCGAUAUCUUUUUGCCUAAUUUGCAUGGGCAUACCGAGGCUGUUGGGUCGUUUUCUGAGGGAAUCGCGCGUUUCCUUCAAUACGACCAGGUCAUUUCUAUGGCAUCUGGGUUCGUCUGGCUGGGUCUGAGAUUGCGAGAAUUGAAGCAAUCAGGGGCCCGUGUUUCAUGGUGGAAGUCGACCUGUGCUAUGUUGGGAGCUACUGUGACGGUUGGCCCUGGAGCAGCAUUUGCACUUAGUUGGGGAUGGCGAGAGGAGACUCUCGCUCGGAUGUAG